This is a messenger RNA of Sorghum bicolor (sorghum), 2679 nucleotides long. RefSeq names its product protein FAR1-RELATED SEQUENCE 5. Gene Ontology annotation, biological process: regulation of DNA-templated transcription. Bases 1 to 2679 code for a protein of 892 amino acids. Gene Ontology annotation, molecular function: zinc ion binding. The transcript is spliced from 5 exons. Lineage: Eukaryota; Viridiplantae; Streptophyta; Magnoliopsida; Poales; Poaceae. The record is from RefSeq and is a predicted model, not a curated record.
AUGAUCAACAGAACAUCAGACUAUGAGGCAAACUACAAUUCACUGCAAGAAAGAAAUGAGAGCAGCUACCAGUCAACUUUCAGUUUCACAACCCAAUCUCAUGAUGAGCAUGAUGACUACUUUGUAGCAGAAGUAUUCAACAACCAGGAAUUAAACAACACAAGCAUAUUCGAGUCAAUGCAAGUACAGGAGAUUGAUUCAAGGGCUAUAAGAACACAGCACAACACAUCUGCAAGCUCUAGGAUAGCUACCUGUCAAAAUGACAACACAUAUGCAUGGAAUCUAUCAGACUAUUCAGUUGUUGAACAAUCACUUCAGCCGCCAACAGACUGGGAUGAAAGAAAUGGAAGCCAGGAACUUACAGAAGAAGAAGUUGAAGAAUUCAUCAGGAAAGAACAGGAAGCAGCUGCAGAUGGGAAUAAUGCAGAUACUGAUAGCAAGUAUACACCCCAGAUUGGCAUGGAAUUCAAGACUAGAGAUGAUGCACACCAUUUCUUCGGCUUCUAUGGCUUCAUAGCAGGAUUUGAAGUGGUUGUUACUCAUACAACAAGAACAACAAGUAAGAAACGAAACAAUGAGAUAUACAAGCAGGAGAUGAGAUGCCACAGAUAUGGAAAAGGAACACAAAAAAAGACAGAAGAACAAGAAGAACAAGAACAGAUGCAUGAUGAAGCAAAGAAGAAAGGAGCAAAGAGGAAGACAAACAUACAAGUGAAAUCAAACUGCCCAGUGUUAAUGGAAGUCAAAUUAGAAAAUGAUAAAUGGAAGGUAGUAAGGCUCGACCUAGACCACAAUCAUGAGCUGAGUCCACAGAACAGGAAUCAACUAUUCAGUGGCAGGAAAUAUAUGACAGACAUGGAGAAAUCAAUGAUAAGGACACUGAACAAUAAUAACAUACCAACAAGGAAGAUGAUUGCAAUACUAUCAUACCUAAGAGGCAAUGUGACAGCCCUACCAUAUAAAGCAAAGCAUGUACAGAAUGAGAGAACUAAGAUAAAUAGAGAAGUAAAAGGAAAUGACAUGAACAAAGUGAUACACUACUUUAUGAAGAGGGCAGCAGAAGAUUCAACAUUCUUUUACAAGUUACACGUAGAUGAAGAAAACAAAGUGAAGAGCAUAUACUGGAGAGAAGGCAUAUCACUCAAAUGGUAUGCAGAGUAUGGAGACUUCCUAAGUUUUGAUACGACCUACAUGACAAAUAGAUACAAUCUUCCUGUUGCACCUAUAGUUGGAAUAUCAGGACAUGGACAUACAAUAAUUUUUGGAUGUGCAUUCAUAUCAGAUGAGACUACAGAAACAUUCAAAUGGCUGUUUGAGACAUUCCUAGAAUCUAUGGGAGGUAAACAUCCAAAGACAAUUAUUACAGACCAAGACCAAGCUAUGAGAGCAGCCAUAGCAACAGUAAUGCCACAAACAACUCAUAGGAAUUGCUUCUUUCAUAUAAAGUCAAAAUGCUACAACAAGAAUGGAAGGUGCUUUGCAAAAAAUGAAGGAUUACCAGAGAGAUUUGAAGACAUUGUAAACAACUCAGUGACAGAAGAAGAAUUUGAAUACCUGUGGCAGAAAAUGAUAGCAGAUUACAAGCUAGAACAAAAUAAAUACUUCAACAAGAUGUGGGAAAACAGGAACAGAUUCAUACCAGUGUAUUUCAAAGAGGACUUCUAUCCAUUUCUUCAAAGCACUGGACGAAGUGAGCAGACGAAUGCUCGGUUGAAGGACAAUGUGGGACCUACAUAUAGCAUACACAGUUUCAUCAUAGAGUACCAAAGAAUCAUAGAUAGAAUUAGCAUUAUGGAAAAUACUGAAGAUAAUGUGAGCAAACAGAAGAGACCUAAAGAACUACAGACUGGAUACAAAAUAGAGUUACAAGCAGCUGAGCUUUAUAACAGGAAUAUAUUCCUAAAGUUUCAGUUCCAACUCAAGAUGACAGAAAGACUAAAAUACAAAGAGACAGAAGAUGGAAAAUGCUUUGAGGUAUGGCACAAGUCAAACAGAGUUCAUCAGCUUCAAACAAACAGAAAAUAUAUAGUCCUAACUGAUCUAACCAAAGGUAAAGAAGAAUUCAGCUGCAUAUGUGCAAAGUUCAGCAAGGAUGGUAUACUAUGCUGCCACAUACUCAAAGUGAUAGUAGAAGAAGAAAUAGAUGAGAUACCUGAAAAGUAUUUCAUUGACAGAUGGAGGAAGAAGGAAUCAAAAUUGAUAAGAAGACAACCAGAAGAAACACCUGCAACCAAUGAACUGCUCAGAUUCAAUGUGUUGUCUAGAAAAGCAGCACUGUUAACAUCUAAAGGGUCAAAGAGUGAAGAUCUGAUGACUUACCUUGAUGAAGAAUUUGAUAGAAUCAAUCAAGAGAUGGACCUAAUCAAACAGGCUAUUGAAGAAGAACAAGAAGAUUCCACACAAGUUGAAGAAGAACACAAUGAACAGAUUCUACAUCUAGAGGAUCCAAUCAGGAUAAAGAACAAAGGACGACCAAAGAAACCAGUAAGGCUAAAGGCAAUAGUAGAAGAAAUCAAACAAAAGAUGGCUGCUCAGCAAGCCAAAAAGAACAAGAAUCCAACUAGCAGAAGCCCUGCAGGAAAAAGCAAGAAAAAACAGAAGAAGGCUACUGAAGACAUUGCAAAAGAAGAGAGGAGACCAUCUGCAAAAAAAGCAUUAGCUCCACAGAUGAAGACAUAG